AUGGCCCUCCUCCGCAGGCCCUCCCUCAGCGCCGCCGCCUGCAGCCCCACGCCCGCGCUCCGUUUCCUCUGCGCCUCCUCCCCGUCCUCCUCUUCCUCCGGCCCCGCGGGGGGGGGGGGGCCUUGCUUCGAGGGCGAGAUUCUGGAGUCAGCAAAUGUCAAGGCCUUUACCUUCAGUGAGCUGAGGACAGCCACGAGAAACUUCCGGCCGCACAGUGAGCUAGGCGAGGGAGGGUUUGGAUCAGUCUUCAAAGGGUGGAUCGAUGAGAAGACCCUCACACCGACUAAGCCAGGCACCGGGAUGGUCAUUGCUGUCCAGAAGCUUAAUCAGGGCCAUAGAGAAUGGAUGGCUGGAGUACCUUGGACAACUAUCACACCCAAAUCUUGUGAAGCUCGUCCGGUACUGUGGGCGAAGAUGAACAACGGCUUCUCGUCUACGAGUUCAUGCCUCGUGGGAGUUUAG
Lolium perenne is the source of this 462-nucleotide messenger RNA. The record is from RefSeq and is a predicted model, not a curated record. Lineage: Eukaryota; Viridiplantae; Streptophyta; Magnoliopsida; Poales; Poaceae.